UCAUCACAAAAGCUUUAUUUAAACAGAUAAUAAUUCAUUUCUCCAAUAAUAUUUAUUUAAACAUAUUCAAACAUCACCCCAAAAUUACGAACAAACUUUAUUAGAUAUUGUAAAAUCUGGUUCUUCAAACUAGAUUGAAACUUGAACUGCUCACCUAUCUUCCAUCUACCCUUAACAUUUCAGUUAUACUGAUGAGAUUACCCACACGUGAUUCAGAAUUUAAAAUAAAAUAUCAUCUCUUAAUAAGCAUCAUUUAAUCAAAAUAAUAAAUUUGAUCAUCUAAGUACUGAAUAUUAUUUGCUGAAUUAAUAUCCAAUGUGCCUGAAGACAUUAAUAACAUCCUUUCGAGCUCACGUGCAUGUAAUCAUUCCAAAGUUAGGAUAUAAACGGUUUGAAGUUAACGAAAAAAAAAAAAAAGACAAAGAUACAUUUUGCAACAAUUCUUUACCAUAGUUUUUUGUGAGAAGGUCGUGCAGGUACCGGCAUGGUAAGACAUUGAAUCCUUUGAACUUGUUUUCAAACCAACGAUCUCAUGAUUAUAUUUAAUCGAGGUCGAAACACUGCAGUUCAAUACAAUGAAGGUCAUAUUGAAUAUUUGUGUUUUUAUUGAGUUGCAAGAUUGCUAUGACAGUGUUUAAAUAAUUUUGUUUUUUCAUCGUAAAUAAUAAGCUCUCAACAAAUAGCCAGUUGCUGACAAGGCAAUCAUCGUAAUUGUCAUAAGUGUAAUAAGCGUUAUUAAUCUUGGUAGCUGAAUUACAAAGCAAUGAAUUCUAGAGAUGAAUGAUCAAUCAGCAAGCAUAAGUUAAUAAUUCAUUCAUAACCAUCCUCAAGUUGGAACUUCAAGUGAUACUCAUCAAAAUAUGAAGAAAAAAAGUAUGUAAUCAAUAUGAAGUGGAAAAGUAAAGUUAAUUGUGAAAUGAAGAAUGAAUCACAAUGUAAUGUAAAAAAGAGAAACUCUUAAAACAAUUGGAUAGUUUCUAUCUAAUUCAUAUCAUACCAUUCUCACAUAAAUAAAUAAGAAUAACCCUAUUGUUUUAAGCAAAAUGAUAAAGAGAAGAAAAAAGGAAAGUUAUCAGACUUAAUUCAAGUGGUACAAACAGUUUUAGUGUUGAGAGAAAGUUCAUCAAAGCAGAAUAAAAUAAACUUGUCAGAGAGUUUCAUUUGCAUCGUGAAAAGCAAGACAAAUCACUUGAAUUCAUUCAAGAACAAGAGAUAUAUUUAUUGUCGUCGAAGAGUGUUGAUGUAAUAGUGUGCUGUAAUUUCUACAGUAAGAUCAGAAUAAAAAUAAAAAACAAUUACAUUUGGUUUAUUUUAAGAAACCCCAUGGAGAUCAUCCCUUUGUAUUUAAAACUAGUAAGUUUAUUUAAAUCCACUCCCAAAGCAAUGUCCCGGGUGGUAACGUAUUCCCGGAGGAUGCUGGGAGGUGCAAGAAAGAAGAAACUUAUGAUAAAGUACUGUCAGCAAAAUAGAUCAGAAGUUUGGUAUGGAGCUACAAAGUGAAGUGCCAAUUGAAGAGGUGCACCUUAGUGAUGGGAGUACCUUUUCUGUUGAUCCAAAUGACAUAGUCAGCUAUUUAGACACAACUCUCGUGAGCCAAGUGAUUGAUCAAGAAGAUAAAGUUUCAGAAAAAUUAAAUCAUCAAAGCAUUCUCAUACUAGUCCUCAAAGGUAUCUUGAUGAUUGGAAUAAUAAUCACAGCUCUACUGGGUAAUGCAUUAGUGAUUGCCAGUGUUCGACGUCAUCGCAAGCUUCGAGUGCCAACAAAUCGUUAUGUCGUGAGUUUAGCAGCAGCUGAUUUUCUAGUUGCUGUGUGUGCCAUGACCUUCAAUGCUUCAGUGGAGUUAUCAGGAGGUCGAUGGCUUUUUGGUAGAUUCAUGUGCAACGUAUGGAAUUCAUUUGAUGUCUAUUUCUCCACUGCCUCUAUUUUACAUCUUUGCUGUAUCAGCGUUGACCGAUACUACGCAAUAGUACGUCCUCUAGAGUAUCCAGUUAUUAUGAGAGAUGUAACAGUGACAGCUAUGCUGACUAGUGCUUGGCUAUUGCCAGCAUUCAUUAGUUUUAUACCAAUCUUCAUGGAUUGGUACACCACAUCUGAUCAUUUGGACUAUCUUCAUCAACAUCCUGAGGUCUGCGUCUUCGUGGUUAAUCGACCAUAUGCAUUGAUAAGCUCUUCAGUAUCAUUCUGGGUUCCUGGUCUUGUCAUGAUUGUUAUGUACUGCAAAAUUUACAAAGAGGCAAUAAGACAAAGAGAAGCACUGAGUCGUGCUUCAAGCAAUACUGUAUUAAACAGUGUUCAUUUACACCGAGUUUCAACAUCCAGACAUCACUCACGGACUUCUCAUCAACUUCUCCUACAUCCUAGUGAUGAUUUCCGGCGAACAUCGUGUAAUACAGCAGUUGAGCUCAACGCUGAAAAUGGUACAACGAUACGACAACAAACAAAAAGUUGGAGGGCUGAGCACAAAGCAGCUAGAACUUUGGGCAUAAUUAUGGGAGCAUUCCUUUUAUGUUGGCUUCCGUUCUUUCUCUGGUAUUUAACAACCGCACUAUGUGGUGAGGCAUGUGACUGUCCUGAUGCAGUCGUCUCCGUCCUAUUCUGGAUUGGUUAUUUCAACAGCGCCCUAAACCCACUGAUUUAUGCCUACUUCAAUCGUGACUUUCGAGAUGCAUUCAAAGAUACCCUGAAAAGUGCUUUGCCAUGUUGUGCUGGAUGUUGGAAAACACCGUCGCAGUUUGUGUAGCGAAAACGAGAACGGCAUACAGGUGAUGAUUGCUUUGGUGCUCCAAGUGCCACAGACGCUUGUACUGUAAACUUUGAUAACAGUGAUAAUACCUGACAAUUGUCCAAUUUUUCAUCAAUCCAUAAAUCAUCAAUAUCGACUGUCUCAGCUACGCUUUUCAAUGAAACUAAAUUGUGAUUAGAAAUGAAAGAGAAAUAAUCAAUGAUAUUAAUUAUUUCAGCAAUAAUUUUCACCAUUACAAUUAAUAAUAUUUUUUGAAACUGAACAAAUUUAACUAUAAGAUUAAUUGCACAUAAGUUAUUAUCAAUCUGGUUGAUGAAUAUAUAUAUAUAUACACAUCAGAAUACGUGUAAUAGGAAUAACGAUAAAGUUGACUGCAGAGAUCUAUAUAUACAUAUGUUAUGUAUAUUAUGUCUUUGUCCAGGAGAGUUGAUGCUUUAGUAUGUCUGUGUGUUGGAACUAUGCCAAAGCAGGAAUAAUAGUCAUGAUUAUAAUGAUAUUCGAAUAUUCCAGAAUGUGGAAAAUCCACGUUACUGGGUUCAAAGUCAAGACAUGAAUUGCUAAAUCGUAAAGUGUUAUUAGAGCAGUUGAUCGAAUGAAAAUGUAUAAAAUGUAAUAUAGCAAUAAUGUUAAUGGUUGUACAUACUCAUAAAACACUCGCUUAGCGAGAUUGUUUUUUAAAAAACUUGUAAGAAUGUAUAUUAUAUAUAAUAAUGUAUGUAAAUGUAAAAAAAAAAAAACAAAAAAGUAUUGAUGGAUAUUGACAUAGAUAUCGCUUAGAGUAUCAUUUAUCACCAGAAAUUAUAUCAAGAUCUCAAAGGUGAUGAUUAAAUAAAAUUACAAAUAAUAUUGAUUGAAGAAAUAACAAAUUAAAGUGUAU
Messenger RNA from Chelonus insularis, 3620 nucleotides. RefSeq names its product octopamine receptor beta-3R-like. Lineage: Eukaryota; Metazoa; Arthropoda; Insecta; Hymenoptera; Braconidae. Gene Ontology annotation, molecular function: octopamine receptor activity. The record is from RefSeq and is a predicted model, not a curated record. Gene Ontology annotation, biological process: adenylate cyclase-activating adrenergic receptor signaling pathway. The transcript has 5 exons. Gene Ontology annotation, cellular component: plasma membrane. Bases 1484 to 2740 code for a protein of 418 amino acids.